Messenger RNA from Anas platyrhynchos (mallard), 5470 nucleotides. The record is from RefSeq and is a predicted model, not a curated record. Lineage: Eukaryota; Metazoa; Chordata; Aves; Anseriformes; Anatidae.
CGCUGCAGGGAGCCGGUGGGUCCGGCUGGUGGACGGGGCCGGGCACUGUGCCGGGAGAGUGGAGAUCUACUACCAGGGGCGCUGGGGCACCGUCUGCGAUGACGCCUGGGACUUGGCGGACGCCGCCGUCGUUUGCCGCCAGCUGGGCUGCGGAGGGGCCCUGGAGGCAGCCGGCUCUGCUCGGUUUGGGGAGGGCUCCGGGCAGAUCUGGCUGGAUGGCGUCAACUGCUCCGGGACCGAAGCUGCUCUCUGGGACUGCCCUGCCGAGGCCUGGGGGCAGCACAACUGCGGGCACAAGGAGGACGCAGGAGUCGUCUGUUCAGAGUUCAUGGCCUUGAGGCUGGAGAACAGCGACGGCUGCUCCGGGCGCCUGCAGGUUUUCUACAACGGGACGUGGGGCAGCGUUUGCUCCAACUCCAUGACCACCGAGACGGUGUCACUGGUGUGCAAGGAGCUGGGCUGCGGGAAUGAAGGGGAACUGGAAACAGAUUCUAACUCUGCCAAGCUGUCUGGCAUCACGUGGCUCGAUCACGUGGAGUGUGGGAAGAGCAGCAGCUCCUUCUGGCAGUGUCCCUCUCAUCCCUGGCAUCUGCAGUCAUGUGAUGACCUCCGAGAAGAGACCCACAUAACCUGCAAUGGGACUGCAGAGGUGAGGCUGGCGGAUGGCGGCAGGCGCUGUGCUGGAAGAGUGGAGGUGAAACACCAGGGUCAGUGGGGGACCGUGUGCAGUGACCAAUGGGACAUGACCGAUGCUGCAGUGGUUUGUAGGCAGCUGGGCUGUGGGGUUGCUCUCGAAGCUCCUCAGAAGGCACACUUUGGACCAGGAUCUGGUUCCAUUUGGAUGGAUGAUGUUCAGUGUAAUGGCAAUGAGUCUGCCCUGUCUGACUGCACACACAAUGGCUGGGGUCAAACAGACUGCGAUCACAGCUGGGAUGCUGGAGUGACAUGCUCAGGAUUUGUCCAGCUGGUCGGAGGGGAAAGCCCUUGCUCAGGAAGUCUGGAGGUCUACGACAGGGACCAGUGGAAAGCUGUCUGUCACUCUCACUUUGAUGACAAAGCUGCCGAGGUGGUGUGCAGGGAGCUGCAGUGUGGCACAGCCCUGUCUGUCCAUGGGGCAGCUCAGCUGGGAGAAGGGGCCGGUCCUUUCUGGGACAGAGAGCUGCAGUGUGUGGGGAAUGAAUCCACCAUCCUCUUCUGCCCCUGGGGGACCUCCAAGGACAAGGCCUGCACCCACAGCAAUGGCACUCAUGUCACCUGCACACAGUACACAGGGUUCAGGCUGGUGAAUGGCAGCACAGCGUGUGAGGGCAGGGUGGAGGUCGAGGUGCUGGGAACGUGGGGGACCCUCUGUGCCUCCCGCUGGGACCUCUCGGAUGCCCACGUUCUGUGUCGGCACCUCGGCUGUGGCUUUGCUGAGUCCAUUCCUGGAGGAGGGCAUUUUGGGAGAGGAACCGGCCCCGUCUGGAGAGACUCGUUCCACUGUGACGGGACUGAAGCCCACCUGGGGCAGUGCCCGGUGACUGCCCUGGGGGCCUCGCCGUGCUCCCAGGAGAACGCUGCUGCUGUCAUUUGCUCAGGCCUAACUCACCCCAUGCCCCUGCGGUUGGUGGGUGGAGAGAGCCGGUGCGACGGGCGCGUGGAGGUCUUCCAGCACGGGACGUGGGGCAGAGUCCUGGAUGAGCAGUGGGACAUGCAGGAGGCCAGCGUGGUGUGCUGGCAGCUGCAGUGCGGAGAGGCAGAGGCAGCCUACACCCCCGUGAGGGCCGAGCGAGGACGAGGACCUGUGGGGCUGCGUGGGGUGCAGUGUGCAGGGCACGAGGCUGACCUGAGCCUCUGCAACACCUCCCUGCCUCAGAGCAUGCCAACAGAAGGGAUCAUGGAGGACGUGGGGGUCGUGUGCCAGGGGAGCCGGCGGGUGCGGCUGGUGGACGGGGCCGGGCGCUGUGCCGGGAGAGUGGAGAUCUACUACCAGGGGCGCUGGGGCACCGUCUGUGACGACUCCUGGGACCUGGUCGACGCCGCCGUCGUUUGCCGCCAGCUGGGCUGCGGAGGGGCCCUGGAGGCAGCCGGCUCUGCUCGGUUUGGGGAGGGCUCCGGGCAGAUCUGGCUGGAUGGCGUCAACUGCUCUGGGGCUGAAGCUGCUCUCUGGGACUGCCCUGCCAAGGCCUGGGGGCAGCACGACUGCAGGCACAAGGAGGACGUGGGAGUCGUCUGCUCAGAGUUCAUGGCCCUGAGGCUGGAGAACAGCGACGGCUGCUCCGGGCGCCUGCAGGUUUUCUACAACGGGACGUGGGGCAGCGUUUGCUCCAACUCCAUGACCACCGAGACGGUGUCACUGGUGUGCAAGGAGCUGGGCUGCGCGAAUGAAGGGGACUGGGAAAUAAUCUUGAACUCUGCCACGCUGUCUGGCAUCAUGUGGCUGGAUCACGUGGAGUGUGGGAAGAGCAACAGCUCCUUCUGGCAGUGUCCCUCUGAUCCCUGGCAUCCACAGUCGUGUGAUGACGUCCGAGAAGAGACCCACAUCACCUGCAAUGGGACUGCAGAGGUGAGGCUGGCGGAUGGCGGUAAGCACUGUGCUGGAAGAGUGGAGGUGAAACACCAGGGUCAGUGGGGGACCGUGUGCAGUGACCAAUGGGACAUGUCUGAUGCUGCAGUGGUUUGUAGGCAGCUGGGCUGUGGGGUUGCUCUCAAAGCUCCUCUGUAUGCACACUUUGGACCAGGAUCUGGUUCCAUUUGGAUGGAUGAUGUUCAGUGUAAUGGCAAUGAGUCUGCCCUGUCUGACUGCACACACAAUGGCUGGGGUCAAACAGGCUGCGAUCACAGCUUGGAUGCUGGAGUGACAUGCUCAGCACCCACUGAGAACUUCUGGGCUGACCGUGGAGCUCUGAAUCUUGCCACUUUACGGAUGAGGUGGGAGGUGGGCACGGAAGUGCCAGAGGGCUCUGGGAACUCACAGGUCUCCUUGGUUGCUCCAGGAUUUGUGCAGCUGGUCGGAGGGGAAAGCCCUUGCUCAGGAAGUCUGGAGGUCUACGACAGGGACCAGUGGAAAGCUGUCUGUCACUCUCACUUUGAUGACAAAGCUGCCGAGGUGGUGUGCAGGGAGCUGCAGUGUGGCACAGCCCUGUCUGUCCAUGGGGCAGCUCAGCUGGGAGAAGGGGCCGGUCCUUUCUGGGACAGAGAGCUGCAGUGUGUGGGGAAUGAAUCCACCAUCCUCUUCUGCCCCUGGGGGACCUCCAAGGACAAGGCCUGCACCCACAGCAAUGGCACUCAUGUCACCUGCACACGAUUCAGGCUGGUGAAUGGCAGCACAGCGUGUGAGGGCAGGGUGGAGGUGGAAGUGCUGGGGACGUGGGGGACCCUCUGUGCCUCCCGCUGGGACCUCUCGGACGCCCACGUUCUGUGUCGGCACCUCGGCUGUGGCUUUGCUGAGUCCAUUCCUGGAGGAGGGCAUUUUGGGAGAGGAACCGGCCCCAUCUGGAGAGACUCGUUCCACUGUGACGGGACUGAAGCCCACCUGGGGCAGUGCCCGGUGACUGCCCUGGGGGCCUCGCCGUGCUCCCAGGAGAACGCUGCUGCUGUCAUUUGCUCAGGCCCAGCUCACCACAUGUCUGUACGGUUGGUGGGUGGAGAGAGCCGGUGCGACGGGCACGUGGAAGUCUUCCAGCACGGGACGUGGGGCAGAGUCCUGGAUGAGCAGUGGGACAUGCAGGAGGCCAGCGUGGUGUGCCGGCAGCUGCAGUGCGGAGAGGCAGAGGCAGCCUACACCCCCGUGAGGGCCGAGCGAGGACGAGGACCUGUGGGGCUGCGUGGGGUGCGGUGUUCAGGGCAGGAGGCUGACCUGAGCCUCUGCAACACCUCCCUGCCUCAGAGCAUGUCAGCAGCAGAGAUCAUGGAGGACGUGGGUGUCGUGUGCCGGGGGAGCCGGCGGGUGCGGCUGGUGGACGGGGCCGGGCGCUGUGCCGGGAGAGUGGAGAUCUACUACCAGGGGCGCUGGGGCACCGUCUGCGACGACGCCUGGGACCUGGCUGACGCCGCCGUCGUUUGCCACCAGCUGGGCUGCGGAGGGGCCCUGGAGGCAGCCGGCUCUGCUCGGUUUGGGGAGGGCUCCGGGCAGAUCUGGCUGGAUGGCGUCAACUGCUCCGGGGCUGAAGCUGCUCUCUGGGACUGCCCUGCCAAGGCCUGGGGGCAGCACGACUGCAGGCACAAGGAGGAUGCGGGAGUCGUCUGUUCAGAGUUCAUGGCCCUGAGGCUGGAGAACAGCGACGGCUGCUCCGGGCGCUUGCAGGUUUUCUACAACGGGACGUGGGGCAGCGUUUGCUCCAACUCCAUGACCACCGAGACAGUGUCACUGGUGUGCAAGGAGCUUGGUUGCGGGAAUGAGGGGGAACUGGAAACAGAUUCUAACUAUGCCAAGCUGUCUGGCAAGGCGUGGCUGGAUUACGUGGAGUGUGGGAAGAGCAACAGCUCCUUCUGGCAGUGUCCCUCUGCUCCCUGGCAUCCACAGUCGUGUGAUGACCGUCGUGAAGAAACCCAUAUCACCUGCAAUGAACGGCCGCAGGUGGCUGCAUGCCCCAACUCCACCAGCUGCACAGACAGGGAGAAGAUCCGCACCGUGGGAGGCAAGGACGGCUGCUCGGGCAGAGUGGAGAUCUGGCACCGUGGCACCUGGGGGACGCUGUGUGACAAUGCCUGGGACAUGCGGGAUGCCGAGGUGGCGUGCAGGCAGCUGGGCUGUGGCCCCGCGCUCUAUGCCCUGGGCCAGGCUGCUGCUGGAGAGGGGACGGGCCCCAUGUGGCUGAUGGAGUGCAGGGGGACGGAGCUGUCUCUGCAGGACUGCUGGGCCCAGCCAGGGGACAGCGCUGCCUGCCAGCAUAAGGCAGAUGCGGCUGUGCAUUGCUCAGCUGCACCCAGGACAGCAACAUCCCCCCCACAAGCAGAUCCCCCACGGGGCCGUCCGACCACCAGGAGCGAGAGACUCUCAGUGCCUGUCGUCAUCUGCAUCAUCCUGGGGGCCCUCCUCUGCCUGCUCCUGGCCCUCCUGGCUGGGCAGGUGCGAAGCGCCAGGGCUCAGCGCAGAGGCUCUGGGAGAGCUGGGGAGCCCUUCCCUGAGGCCGUGUAUGAGGAGAUCGCUUACAGCCUGGCAUGGGAGAAGCGGACGAGGUUCAGUCUCUCAGAUGUCCCUGUCCUGCCCGGAGGUUACCCAGCAGAUGGUUAUGAUGAUGCUGUGGAGGUUUCUGACCCUGGGGAGGAUCCUGUCCCUGGGCAGGAGGACUGGGAAGUGCGCAGGACACCAGAGGAUGGAGAUGGGCGCAGGGAUGCAGCCACAGGCCCACCUCUCAAGCCUGUCAUGGCCCCGCUAGAUGACACCCCUUCCCUCCAGUACGUCAACCUCACCACACUGCUUGCUGUCAUCAGCAAACUUGCUGAGGGUGCACUUGAUCAACUGCCCAUGUCACCAACAAAGAUGUGA